Molecule: messenger RNA, 864 nt
Organism: Papaver somniferum (opium poppy)
Lineage: Eukaryota; Viridiplantae; Streptophyta; Magnoliopsida; Ranunculales; Papaveraceae
Exons: 1
Coding region: 1-864 (287 amino acids)
Molecular function (GO): RNA-DNA hybrid ribonuclease activity; nucleic acid binding
Source: RefSeq, a predicted model, not a curated record
AUGGACCAUAUACUUUGGCAUUGUACUUUUAGUACACAGAUAUGGCAUUGGGUAAGUGAUAUCUUUCAAUGCAUAAUUCCAAAAAGCUUUGAGGAUGUAAUGAUGAUAUCUAGAGGUAAAAGCUCAGCUGUAAAGGAAAUAUGGUACAAUUGUGCAUUCAACACUAUGGUGGAAAUAUGGUUUACAAGAAAUUCUGCACUGCAUGAAGGCAUGAAACCAGAUGUGGAAAAACUCAAGCAAAGAAUAAUGAAAAUUACAGGUGAAUGUAGUGUAAGAAUGAAAGGGAAAGUGUGGGGAAAAAUGUAUGACUUACAGAUCCUUUUAUUCUUUAGAAUAUCUGGGAUUCAAACUAAAACUACAAGAGUGAUACAAUGUUUAUUUCAAUUACCAAGGUGGAAUCAAGUGUUAAUAUGCUGUGAUGGAGCUUCCAAGGGUAAUCCAGGUGUUGCAGGGUUGGGAUUUGUUGCAAGAUCCAAUUCAGGUUUGUGUGUUGGUGCUGCUUCAGGUGGAUUUGGAAUAACAACCAAUUACUUAGCAGAAGUAAUGGCUCUUGUUGUUGCAGGUGAAUGGGCCGUGAGUAAAUCUUUUCAGGAGGUAUGCUUCCAAUUAGAUUCAAAUGCAGUUCUUGUGGCUUUAUCCACAGACAGGGUGCCCUGGAUUAUUAAAAGCAGAUGGGAAAAAAUAAAGAGAAAUAACUCAAGCAUCAACUUGAAACAUUCUUACAGAGAAGUAAACUUCUCUGCAGACAAUAUGGCCAAGAAAGGAACUUUACUAAACAUAGGGGUAGUGAAAUAUUAUAAUGAAAAACCUGAAUUUCUUGGAAGAAUAGAAACUGAAGAAGACAUUUACUUUAGAUUUUCCUAG